Messenger RNA from Coffea eugenioides, 961 nucleotides. RefSeq names its product protein ELF4-LIKE 4. NCBI's taxonomy places the organism in Eukaryota, Viridiplantae, Streptophyta, Magnoliopsida, Gentianales, Rubiaceae. Gene Ontology annotation, biological process: entrainment of circadian clock; positive regulation of circadian rhythm. The record is from RefSeq and is a predicted model, not a curated record. The transcript has 2 exons. The coding region runs from base 282 to 626 and encodes 114 amino acids.
CGUGACUGUCAAAUCUACAUAUUCUCUCUCUUUCUCAGUUUCUCUCACAAAUUCAGGCAGAGGGGUCUAUUUCUGUUUUCUCUCUACUACUGCUCCUCCUCCUCCUCCUCCCUCUCCCUCUCUAUUUGUCUUUCUCUCUCCUCCGGAGAUUCGAUUUAAUCGCCGAUCUUUUCUAUUGUUUCAAUCUCUGUCCCCACUCCCUCUCUUCUCUCUUACCCGCAAUAAUGUUCCCAGAUUUUCACGCACUGGCUUUAUUUUGAUUGAAUCCCAUUGACCCAGAGAUGGAGGGGGAUGCAUUUUCUGGCCUUGGUAACGGGACCCAAAUAGAUGGCAAGGUAUUGCAGACAUUUCAGAAGAGCUUUGUUCAAGUACAGAACAUUUUGGAUCAGAAUAGGUUGUUAAUCAAUGAGAUUAACCAGAAUCACGAGUCCAAGAUCCCUGACAACUUGAGCAGGAAUGUGGGACUAAUCAGAGAGCUCAACAACAAUAUCAGAAGGGUUGUUGAUCUUUAUGCGGAUCUUUCGACUUCUUUCACAAAAUCCAUGGACGCUUCAUCUGAAGGGGACUCAAGUGGUGCCUUUAAAUCAGAUGGAAAAGCUGGUCACAAAAGGAACAGGCCUGGUUAGAUAUAGUUCAAAGGUUUAGUGCCUCAUUCUUUCUAGUGGACGGAGUACACAAGAAGAGGAUGCACAAUUGUGUUGAGGUAGUCAGGGGGAACGUGUUUAAGGUUGCAUUACUCGUGAACUCUCAUUAGUGGCCCAUAAAAAAUAAUGGCUCAAAAAAUCUCUUAGAUUGUAUCUAUGUACCUGCAGAUCUAACUGAACAAGUACUCAUGUCUGUAUCAUCUAAUCUUGUGGCUUUUUACUGGUGUUCUUCUAGAAUAGAUGUUUCAUAGUAAUAAAGUUUUGAUCUUUGUUGAUAAUUGAGAUGAAUAAUAUAGCUUAUCUCUUUCUUUGGAGUA